Molecule: messenger RNA, 881 nt
Organism: Caenorhabditis sp. 36 PRJEB53466
Lineage: Eukaryota; Metazoa; Nematoda; Chromadorea; Rhabditida; Rhabditidae
Source: the annotation of a GenBank genome assembly
AUGUCGCUGCAAUGCCUUCUGAUAUUCGCUCUUCCCACCGUAAUCCUUUCCGCUUUCCCCGAUUACACUCCCUACACGUAUCCGGAUUCAAUGACCCAAUCCGAGUUGUGUGGUCAGACGAAGCCCUCUUUUUUCUGUGACCCCAACAACAUUGUGAAUAGAAAGCAAACGAAUAGCAAUGAUUCGGUGGUGGACGAGGAGAAUUCCUUUGAGAAAGAGCUACUGUACGUUCGUGGCGAGACCAACUGCUCGUGCAUUCACAAGUCGUUUUGUGCCCCGUCGCCUAGGGGAUACACAAUUUCGAUUGCAGUCGUUGAAAAGAUGCGCUUGGAUUCAAAUGAAACGUAAGAGGCCCAUUCUUUCCUUCUAGACACUCUUUGCUGCAGAUCUCGUGAGUCAAUCCUCGAAGCAGCCAAAGUAUUCGCGGACGUCAUCCGUGAUCGUCAGAGUCGGGGACAAUGUGACGACGAUCUGGUGAUUCUCUUGUCGGCCCGCGAUCAAGUUGUGUACACUUCUGUUGGCGAGAUGAUAAAGGUCGACGAAUUGGUGAUUCGGCAGAUAUCGGAGCAAGGAGAAGUGUUCUUCCGGAAGAUGCAGUAUCGAGAAGGGCUCGAGUGGAUGAUCAAGCAGUACAAACACGUGCUGAAGCAGGAGAGAAUCGAGCAUUGUGAGUGUUUCAUUCAUGCGUAAUGUGUUUUCUAAUUAUGAAAUGGAACCUCGUCGUUUCAGUGUGGAACUGGCCGCUCCCUGAAUGGGUGCUCCUCGUGCUCGCGGCUCUCGUGCUCCUCGUCCUCGGCACUCUCAUCUGCGCAAUCACCUAUAUGUGCAUUCGUUUCUGCCGCCGCGACCGUCGCGAUGAAUACUCGAUGGUCGAGCACUGA